Callorhinchus milii (elephant shark) is the source of this 1379-nucleotide messenger RNA. RefSeq names its product inhibin subunit beta B. Gene Ontology annotation, cellular component: extracellular region. Gene Ontology annotation, molecular function: cytokine activity; growth factor activity. The coding region runs from base 142 to 1341 and encodes 399 amino acids. Gene Ontology annotation, biological process: BMP signaling pathway; SMAD protein signal transduction. The record is from RefSeq and is a predicted model, not a curated record. The transcript has 2 exons. Lineage: Eukaryota; Metazoa; Chordata; Chondrichthyes; Chimaeriformes; Callorhinchidae.
CUGAUAAAGGAUGCUGGUGAACACUCACCCCAAGCCCAGCCUUGCAACCCAGUGGAGUCAGCCUCCAGCAGUGGUUUAUGCUGACUUGUAGGGCUCCAUCGGAUCUGUCAGAGGGUCCUGUCCUUCGUUGCCAGUGGGAGGAUGGACCGUUUUGGUCUGGCAGGAGCCUGGGUGCUGUUGGCUUUGGUGUCCACCUGCUCCCUGGUCAGAUCUGGGAGCCAGGCACCCCCAGUCAGCCCCACACCCUGCUCCUGGUGUGGCUUGGCUCAGCCACAGGAGCCCAAGCAUCUGGAGAAGGUUUUCCUAGAGGCUGUCAAGAGGCACAUCCUGAAUCGACUGCAGAUGAGGGAGAGACCCAACAUCACCCACCCUGUCCCCAAGGCGGCUCUGGUCACUGCCCUGAGGAAGCUCCACGCUGGGAAGAUGAGGGAAGAUGGUCGUUUGGAGAUCCCCAACUUGGAUGGACAUCCUACCUCCAACUCCAGGGGUCAGGGGCAGGAGCAGAGCACAGAGAUCAUCAGCUUCGCAGAGACAGAUGACCUCGCUUCUCCCACGUCGGGUCUGUACUUCCUGAUUUCCAACGAGGGCAACCCGAACCUCUUCGUCCAGCAAGCCAACCUGUGGCUCUAUCUCAAGCUGCUACCGUCCAACUGGGAGAAGGGCAACAACAACAACAACAACAGCAGCAGCAGCAGCAGGAGGAAAGUGACUGUGCGGAUCCUUUAUCAAGAGGCGGGUGCCAUUGACAAGUGGUCUUGGGUAGAGAAGAGAGUAGAUCUCAAGAGGAGCAGUUGGCACACUUUCCCCUUGACCGGGCCGGUGCAGGAUCACUUUGCCAAGGGGGAACGGAGGCAGAACCUGGAGGUGCGUUGCGACGGCUGCCAGGGUUUGUCGGUCUCCCCCGUGUUGGUGGACAGCAGCGAUCAGUCCCACCGCCCCUUCCUCGCCGUGCAGGCCCUGGAGAUGGAGAGCAGGCACCACAUCCGCAAGCGGGGGCUGGAGUGCGACGGGAGGACGAACCUGUGCUGCCGUCAGCAGUUUUACAUCGACUUCCGACUGAUCAGCUGGAACGACUGGAUCAUAGCGCCGACCGGUUACUUCGGUAACUACUGCGAAGGGAGGUGCCCGGCCUACAUGGCGGGAGCCCCCGGCUCGGCCUCCUCCUUCCACACGGCCGUCGUGAACCAAUACAGGAUGCGAGGCAUGAACCCCGAGGCCAUGCACUCGUGUUGCGUGCCCACCAAACUCAGCACCAUGUCCAUGCUCUACUUCGACGACGAGUACAAUAUCGUGAAGAGAGACGUCCCCAAUAUGAUCGUGGAAGAGUGCGGGUGCACAUGACCGGAGCCCGCCCUCUUAUCUUACCUUACCUUAUCUUA